GCCCGAAACACCAACCUCACUGCAAAUACUGAUCAAACACGUGAUUUAUAAAGUUCAAAGAUUUUUCUUUGAAGCUAACGAUUGAAUAUUACAGAAGGGGGGAAAAGAGAGAGGGAGUAAAGACAGAGAGGAAGCUAGUAGUCACACUAAUCCGAACAAAGGGGAACUAUUCUAAGUUACUCUAGAGUUGUACUCAUUGAUAGUCAAUGAAAGCAUCCAGUUCAACACGUUCAGCUCAGUUUUAAGGUGGGUGAAGGAGCUGAGGUCAGCGCUCUGAAACUCGCGGCUUUUGGGACGAAAACAAAAGUAGAAGAAACUAACACUUUUGCUUCUAGCGUCUUGUUCGGAUAAUUCUGAGCGGGUCCCAAAUUGCUACGAUGACAACGAGAAAGGGUUUCUCUUACCAGGAGAUUAAUAAAACAGCCUGGGAAGUACUGGAGAGAUACACAGAGCUGGCUGCUGUAGGCUCAGGAGCCUAUGGAAGUGUUUGCUCAGCCAUCGAUAAUCGAACUGGCACUAAAGUAGCAAUCAAGAAAUUAUACCGACCUUUUCAAUCCGAGUUAUUUGCUAAACGAGCUUACCGGGAACUUCGCCUAUUGAAACACAUGAAACACGAGAAUGUAAUUGGUCUGUUGGAUGUUUUCACGCCAGAUCUGUCUCUGGAGAAACUAAACGAUUUUUAUUUGGUUAUGCCUUUUAUGGGAACAGACCUUAGCAAAUUAAUGAAGCAUGAGAAACUGACUGAAGACCGGAUCCAAUUUCUGGUGUAUCAAAUCUUGAAAGGCCUAAAGUACAUCCACUCAGCAGGGAUCAUCCAUCGGGAUCUUAAACCUGGGAAUCUGGCCAUCAAUGAAGACUGUGAACUGAAGAUUCUAGAUUUUGGAUUGGCAAGACAUGCAGAUCAAGAAAUGACUGGUUAUGUAGUUACCAGAUGGUACCGUGCCCCAGAGGUAAUACUGAACUGGAUGCAUUAUACUCAGACAGUUUAUGUAUUUACAGUUGAUAUUUGGUCUGUUGGCUGCAUCAUGGCAGAGAUGAUUACAAGCCGGCCUCUCUUUAAAGGCAUUGAUCAUUUAGAUCAACUGACAGAAAUCAUGAAAAUAACAGGCACACCCACACAAGAUUUUGUUCAGAAGCUGCAGAGUCAAGAGGCUAAAAAUUACAUCAAAAGUUUACAAAGGGUUCCCAAAAAAGAUUUUAAAGCUCUGUUUGCAAGUGCAAGUCAAGCAGCUGUCAACUUAAUGGAAAAAAUGCUUGUACUCGAUGCAGAGAAACGAAUAACUGCUGCAGAAGCUUUGGCUCAUUCUUAUUUUGAGCAGUAUCGAGAUCCUGAAGAAGAGACUGUGGCAAUGCCAUAUGACGAUAGUUUUGAUAACAUGGAUUGCACUAUUGAAGAAUGGAAAUGUCAUACUUAUAAAGAAGUGAUUAACUUUAAACCAUCAACUGGAAUACCAGAAUCAAAAGAAACAGCGGUGUAACACUGGAAUCAUAGCUAGAAUACAGAAGUAGUAUAUAAUUGUGGAAUGAGCAGCCAGCUCUGAAGACAUUAAUUCAUUUAGUUACUUGUUGUUUCAAUGUUUUGAAAAAAAAAGUACGCAAUUUUAAAUUUAUGUCUACAGUUCAGUGUAACUUUGUGUUUUGAAGGUCAAACUCUGCACCAGCAUUUCUUGGAAAUACUUCAGUAUUGUAACAUUUUUAAAUACUUGUGAUUUUAGGCUGAAAUGUCUCCAGACAAUAAUGGAGUGAAAAAAAGGCAAAAGCAAUCUUGUUCCUACUCUGAAUUUUUUCAUGGUGCUACAUAAAUUCAGAAGUUGGUGUAUCAUCAGAGGAUAGUUUCUCAUGACUACAUUGUCUGCAGCCACUUGUGUACUCUCUUUAAUUGGUGUAUAAUGUCUUUAAUCAUCAUUCUUUAAGUGACGUUAGUAAGAUAAUGUAGAGUCAAUGUUAAUGUUGGUUGUGUUAAAAUAAUAACAAACACAUAAGGGUAUUGUAAGAUAAUUAAUCUAUUCUCAAUCCCAUUAUAACUAUUCUCACACACUAAUUAGAGGAUAUUACCGAAGGUUACAUUUUUAAAAUCCUUGACCAAAACUGACCAUUAGAACUGGGCUAGCAUACAGCACUGACCAAUCGUGUGGGAUUUCCCACUCCAAGCAAACUAGUUCAGUUUUUCAUUAAUCAAGCUAAUAAUGGUAGUUCACUCAUAAUUUACAAACUGUAUUUCAAGCGAAUAUGAAAUUAACAGUAUAACUCCAUUAGGUGAACAAAAAAAACCAAAGAACUGCAGACACUGGAAAUCAGAAACAAAAUCACAAAUUGCUGGAAAAACUCAGCAGGUGUGGUAGCAUCUGUGGAAAGAAAGCAGAGUUAACAUUUCGGGUCCAGUGAUCCUUCUUCAGAACUUGUUGAUGCUGAAUUUUUCCAGCGAUUUGUGACUUUGUUUCUAACUUAAUUAAGGUGCUGUUUGUUCCACUCAAAUGGCUCAAAGACCAGCAUAUGUGUUACACUGAACAUUCCUCUCAAUCAGCUGUUGGAAAUCUGCACUCUGAACAGGGUACAGUGCGACCUUUUGGAACUGGCCAAAUAAUUAUGUGUCUCUUUAAUCAGAUUGAAGAAUUGUUAUCUCACUGCACAGAGUUUGAAUCAGGAUGUGUCAGUUAUAAAAUUAAAUCCAAUGUCAAAUCAUCUACAGAAAGAAUAAGAGAAAUACCCAUAAGAUUUAGGAGCAGAAGUCAAUACAGCCCAAAUCUACUGUCCCAUCCUGAGCAAUCAUGGCUGAUCUGAUAAUGCUCAAUUUCAUUUUCUUGACUUUUCCCCAAAGACAGAGAUUUAGAACAUAGAACAGUACAGCACAGAACAGGCCCUUCAGCCCACAAUGUUGUGCCGACUCUUUGAUCAGUAAAGGAAUCAGUUAUCUCAGCCUUGAAUAUGCUUAAUGAUGCAGCCUCAACAGUUCUGUCACAAAGAAUUCAACACAGUCACCACCUUCUGAGAGAAGAAAAUCCUCCUUAUCUCUCUUUUAAAUGUGUAACCUGUUAUUCUGAGAUUAUGCUCUCUGGUCCUAGACUCUAUUACAAAGGGGAAAAAUAGAGAGAAGGAAUGUAAAACUGGAUGAUGAGAGACAGAAAGAAAAAGUAAAACUUAUCUGAGUGUCCAUUAAUAAUUAAUAUCUGAAGAAAUGAGACCCACAUUUAUUAAAGCAGAUUUCCAGCACUGGAGGGAUUGAUGACAAUUAAAAUUUAAAACACCAUUAAAACAUACUUGUUUUCCACCACUCUCUGUAUUUCAAUGCCAAGAUCCUUUAGAUAACUUUCUGUUGCAGCUUCUGGAGGAGAAGGGUAUCUUGGACAGUAACUUCCUUUUAUGCACUUAACUGAUGUGCAACUGUUGGAAAUUGCUUUCUAAUUUACAUGAAUAGUAAUGAUAAAGUUCAUUGCAACUUCUACCACAAAAUCCACCAUAUUUUCUCUCAAACUAGUGAAAGCAUACUUCAACAAUUUCCUCAGGGAUGCCAUCUAGUUAUUUAUGGUAACUUUUCUGUGUUUCCUUGUAAACUGUGCUAUACAUUAUCUGGUAUUGCAUGUAGACACUCACCCACUGUAACUAGCCUUGUGAACUUAUGGCAGUAGCAUAAAAACACUUUCUAAAGGAGCAAUAUUGACUGAAUUGUAAUAAAUUAUGAACUGUAAUGCAAAGAAACCAUGAGAAGUUAAAACAUUAAAAUAUUUUUAAAAUUUGAGGAA
Stegostoma tigrinum is the source of this 3740-nucleotide messenger RNA. Its product is annotated as mitogen-activated protein kinase 12-like. The record is from RefSeq and is a predicted model, not a curated record. Gene Ontology annotation, biological process: protein phosphorylation; intracellular signal transduction. Gene Ontology annotation, molecular function: MAP kinase activity; ATP binding. NCBI's taxonomy places the organism in Eukaryota, Metazoa, Chordata, Chondrichthyes, Orectolobiformes, Stegostomatidae. The coding region runs from base 378 to 1478 and encodes 366 amino acids. Gene Ontology annotation, cellular component: cytoplasm; nucleus. The transcript has 12 exons.